GUAUGACUCUAGGCUUUUGCGGGAUCUGGAUAUGGGGUUGCCUGCUUGAUGGUUUGGGAAAGUCGGAUUCCAGGCAAGUAUUUAUUGGACUAGGCCCAGAAUUCCAAGAGACGCAACUGGCACGUGCUGGUGAAAGAAAUGACGCGACUCGAAACAACUGCACUCACCAAACACUCGAGCUCACUCUCAACUAAUUCCUUCGUUCUUUGGCUGAAAUCCGCUGUGGCCAACUCGACUCGCGACUUUGCGAUCCGUACCCGGGAAUGCACAAACGUGUAUGGACCAAUAUUGUCACAGCGUUCAAUCUCUUGUACUCCGCCACCGCCGAACUCGCCUCGAGGAAUUCGAGUUAUUCUCCGAAUGGUGUGAAGCGAAUGCAGGACGGUCUGCACUUGCCCUUGAGCCGGAGGCUUAUUCCUCAACGACUCGCGCUCGGUGCGGGCGCCGGCGUAGCAGGACUUGGAGACUUUUUCGAUGUAACGUAUAGUGUCCUGAUAGACAUUGGCGGGACACCCUUGCCUGUCGUGCUAGACACGGGUUCCUCGGACCUCUGGGUACUGUCCGCCCUAAAUACCACCCUUUAUCCACCGAACACGUUCCAUGAUAUGGGCCUCGAUGCCACCCUAGUGUACGGCGACUCCCAGACUGGCACACAUGCGAGAGGGAUCAUCGGAUAUGAUGCGGUGUCGCUCGCGGGCUUGACUUUGCAAGACCAAUAUUUCGCGGCGAUCAAUGAUACAAAUACGUCUGUAGUUCAGACUGGGUGUUCCGGGAUCUUCGGACUGGGGUUUCCUCUCAACAGUGUUAUCUGGACCGACGUGUUCGUGAACCAACAUCAGGUUUCGAGAGAACGAAGUCUUCAUCGUGAGGUAGUUUCGCCUAUCACUGUCAUGUCGAGAAAUUACGCAAGUCGUUGGUUUAACAAAUCCAUCCUCGGAAUUUCCUCGUCUCGACACACCAAACCACCCUCUAACCAACCUCUUCUGCCUCAACGGAAACGUCAGACGACGGGAGCGUCCAUAAUUUCUUCUUUCGGAGUAUCCGGGCCAUUCAUCCCUCGCCUUGUUUCACUCGGAGUGCUUGUCUCGCCCAUGUUCGCGAUUACGUUGCAGCGAGAGACAAUCGAAAUCGGAGGGAACGAAGGCAUGUUCUCCAUAGGUGGACUACCACCUGGGGUCCAAAAUGAGAGCCUGACAUGGAUUCCUGUGCGCAAAUAUACACUUCAGCAAGGUGGCCUGACCCAGGAUGCUCCUCAUGAGGCAUAUCCCAUCGCCUGGGAGAUCCCAGUGGAUGAUGUUUUUCUUGACGGCGUGAAACUUCCACGAUCACAGCUGUCUUCUCCUAAUAUCUCACUCUCAGCGCUAGUUGACACAGGCAACUCUCUGAUUCGCGGUCCACCUGACGUCAUUUCGUACAUCCAGAAUAUGCUAGGGGGACCUCACUUCGCUUGUUCAUUUCCUCAUACAUUGGCGUUCCAGAUUGGCGGACGCCUGUUCCCUGUCGACCCAAGAGACUUCGUCAACCAGGUGCGCUCAGGAAACGUACAGGUGUGCGCGGCAAAUCUUGCACAGACUGACGUGCCAGUUCUUGGUGGGGGUGGAUAUCUCUACAGCUGGAGUCUAGGGGAUCCAUUUCUGAAAGGUGUGCUCGCAGCGUUCUAUUACGGCUCCUUCGCGGGACCUUCGCAGGACCCUCCACGCAUUGGACUCCUAUCUACCGUUCCUUCUGAUGCUGGUCAACAGUUAGAAGACGCCGUCUCAGCUGCAGCUGUGGAACAGUACGAUCUCCCUGGGACGAAGGUUUUGCCGCCAUCCUCUCUUUCUCCUCCACUAAGCACCGGCAUCGGGGGGAUCCCUCUGGCAUCUCUCCCACUUGGCACCGGCAUCGGGGAGAUCCCUCUGGAAUCUCUCCCCGGUUCUGCGCAUGGCUUAGGCGGGAACAACCAAGCUGGGCAGGCCAGCGGUGCAAGAGAGGGCAUGCAGGUGAGCUUCGCCGCUGUUCUGUGCACUACAUUUGUCACUCUAGCGAUGUGGACAUUUUGGAGAACAUUCGCAUGAGCGCCGUAUCUGAUGUGUAUGAGUAUAUUGCGUUUCCGAGUCUUGGGCAUUUGUAUCAUGUACCUUGCAUUUUCGAUAUCUUGUAGCACCUACCCACAUACGAUUCUCUGUUUUUCAUGUCUGGCGCUGGGUCCCCUGUCUUAAAAAUUUCGAUCAUCGAUCCCUGGUGUUGGUAGGGAGUUGAUGAGUAUGCAACGUGAGAAACAUAC
This is a messenger RNA of Suillus paluster, 2266 nucleotides long. RefSeq names its product aspartic peptidase domain-containing protein. NCBI's taxonomy places the organism in Eukaryota, Fungi, Basidiomycota, Agaricomycetes, Boletales, Suillaceae. The transcript is spliced from 9 exons. The record is from RefSeq and is a predicted model, not a curated record. Gene Ontology annotation, molecular function: aspartic-type endopeptidase activity. Gene Ontology annotation, biological process: proteolysis. Bases 264 to 2057 code for a protein of 597 amino acids.